Pelodiscus sinensis (Chinese soft-shelled turtle) is the source of this 1101-nucleotide messenger RNA. The record is from RefSeq and is a predicted model, not a curated record. NCBI's taxonomy places the organism in Eukaryota, Metazoa, Chordata, Testudines, Trionychidae.
AUGGGGAUGUUCCGUAGCAGGAGAGGGACGGUGCAUGAUGCCAGCCGACAAUCACAGCGUUUUUACCCAGAAAUCUUCAUCCUGACCGGAUUCCCAGGUACGGAGGAGUCUCAGGUCUGGCUCGCCAUCCCCUUCUGUCUGAUGUACGUUGCGGCGCUUCUGGGGAACUCUCUGCUCCUGUUCAUCAUAGCGACAGAACGAAGUCUCCAUGAGCCCAUGUACCUUUUCCUCUCCAUGCUGGCCACUGCUGAUCUGCUGUUGUCCACCAGCUCAGUGCCCAAGAUGCUGGCCGUGUUCUGGUCCAGGGCAGGGGAAAUUUCUUUUGCUGCCUGCCUCACCCAGAUAUUCUUCAUCUAUGUUAGUUUCACCUCUGAGUCGGGCAUCCUGCUGGCCAUGGCGUUUGAUCGGUACGUUGCCAUCUGCAACCCCCUGAGAUACACCACCCUGCUCACCAAGCCUGUGAUCGGGAAGAUCGGGCUGGCGGUUCUCACAAGGAGCGUCAGUGCCUUUUUACCUCACUUCGUUCUCCUGAAACGCCUGAAGUUCUGCAGAACCAACGUCCUGCCUCACAACUACUGCCAGGAAUGGGCCGUCGCUCAGCUGGCCUGCAAUGACGUCACAGCCAACCUGUGGUACGGCAGAGUCAUGGCGAUUUUAGCAUUUGGCUUGGACGCCGUGCUCAUCGCUGCGUCUUACGUGCUGAUCCUCAGGGCCGUCUUCCAGCUCCCAUCCAGGGGCCCCCGGCUCAAAGCCCUGCGCACCUGCGGCUCCCACGUCUCUGUCAUCCUGAUGUUCUACAUGUCGUCUUUUUUCUCCUAUUUUGCAUACCAAUUUGGGCGCAUCGUCCCUGGUACUAUUCUCAACCUACUGGCCAACAGCCAUGUGCUCCUUCCCCCCAUGUUAAACCCCAUCAUUUAUGGGGUGACAUCAAAAGAGAUCCUGAAACGGGUGAGCCAUUUGUUUUAUCGCAGCUACAGACGAAGCUCCCUGCAGGGUUAAGGGUAGCAGCAGAAAAUACCCUCAGAUACGGCAAUUAACGCUGGGUUUUCAUCAGAACUGUCGGGCUGUUGUCAUUAUGAACCUGCCCUGAGUUAGCUUGAA